Solanum tuberosum (potato) is the source of this 1637-nucleotide messenger RNA. RefSeq lists its product as uncharacterized. The record is from RefSeq and is a predicted model, not a curated record. Lineage: Eukaryota; Viridiplantae; Streptophyta; Magnoliopsida; Solanales; Solanaceae. Bases 124 to 432 code for a protein of 102 amino acids. The transcript has 5 exons.
UUUCAAUUUUGCGCCAAAACAAACGCGGCAAACAAAAUUUCCAUGUAAUUAUUUUCCCCAAAUGCACAUCACUGCUAAUUUAGUUCCCACUACAAUUAGGUUUUACUUUUUUCUUUUGAUUUGAUGCCUCUUUUAUGUUUUACCCAAAAUCUACUUUUUCACCGAUUCUUUUUUUGUUUCUUUUCUUCUUUUGAUACAAGAUCCAAAGCUUUUGGACUAGAAAAUGUCUUAAUUGGGAGUAACGACGAAGAUGUAAUCAAACGGAGACCCGCACAACAGACAAAGAAGGAGGUACAUUCUUAUAAUCAUACCGUCAGUGGAUCAUAUCCUUUGUUUGGGUUUUGCACGUUCACUACAUGGUGGCACCUUCAAGGUCAUUUAUCUCUAUGUAUCUCUUUCUCUUUACUCAAAAUGAACCUCCAAGGAGAUUGAUACCACAUACUAGAACAAUCACAAUAGAAGCCACAAACAAACUCUCCAAAUGGAAUUACGGUAAAAUCAUAUAUUUGUACUUCUUGCUGUGUUUUUGGGAAUGCUUUACUGUUUGGACCUGUGGCUUACUGAAUUGUUGUUAAUCAGUCUUAGACCUUGUGUUGGAAAUAGCAAUUUAAUUUGGUUCCCUUUGUCUUAUCGCCUUGAAUCGUGUACUUGGAUUUUGUUGUUUAUGUGUGUUAAUUAAUUAUCUUUUUAGCUUCUGAUGGGAGUUCCUGAAAAUUAUUGUAUUGAAUAGUACAAUAAAACACCCCCACCCCCGCUCCUCCUUUGUCCCUACAUUUAUUUCUCUUCUCAUUUAUGUUCCAAUUUUGUAAGAUCUACCAAUUUUCUCUUCAUUUGUGCAUAUUUUCUUCGGAUCUCAGUUCCAAAAUGCGUGAAAUCCUUCUUAUUUAAGGUGGACAAUGUGGUAACCAAAUUGGUGCCAAGUUCUGGGAAGUUUUUUGUGCCAAACACGACAUUGAUUCUACCGGUCGUUACAGUGGUGAUUUUGAUCUCCACUUGAGAGAAUUAAUGUGUAUUACAAUGAGGUUACCAAUGGAAGAUUUGUUCCUAGGGAUGUUCUUAUGGAUUUGGAGCCUCGCACCAUGGACAAUAUUAGAUCUGGUCCUUAUGGACAAAUCUUCCAUCCUGAUAACUUUGUUUUUGGACAAUCUGGUGUUGGUAACAAUUGGGCUAAGGUAAGUUACACCGAAGGUGCUAAAUUUAUUGAUGUCGUUCUCGAUCUUGUUCGUAAGGAAGCCUAAAACUUUGACUGCCUUCAAGGUUUGUGUUUCUACCCGUAUUUUCUUAAACAUUUUGUUUUCAUUUGGUGUUGUUGUUGUAGAUCUGUGCAUUUUGAGGAUUUAUUUACAUUCUAUGUGUUUGAUUUUAAGGGUUUCAAUUGUGCCAUUCAUUGGGUGGAGGAACAAGUUCUUGUAUGGGAACACUUUUGAUCUUAAAGAUCAGAGAAGAAUACCCGGACAGAAUGAUGCUUACCUUCUCCAUUUUCCCUUCACCUAAUGUUUCUGACAUUGUUGUUGAGCCUUAUAAUGCUACCUUGUCCUUGCAUCAACUGGUUGAAAAUGCCAAUGAGUGCAUUGUUCUUGGUAAUGAGGUUCUAUAUUACAUCUUCUUCAGAACCCUAAAGCUCAUCACCCUAAGUU